Messenger RNA from Thlaspi arvense, 1572 nucleotides. The record is from the annotation of a GenBank genome assembly. NCBI's taxonomy places the organism in Eukaryota, Viridiplantae, Streptophyta, Magnoliopsida, Brassicales, Brassicaceae.
AUGGAAGACGAAUUCGAGUUCCCAACUGCUGGAGAAAUGAAUGUCAACAAUGACUUGGAUAUGGACAUGGACGCGGAGCUCCCUGAGGUGACCCCCGUUUUCAAGGUUGGGGAAGAGAGAGAGAUUGGGAAGAGUGGGCUGAAGAAGAAGCUUGUCAAGGAAGGUGAAGGCUGGGAAACUCCUGGGAAAGGAGACGAGGUAGAAGAUUAUUCCCAUCUAUUUUAUAAUGUAGGACAAGUGAUUAAAGGAUGGGAUGAAGGUAUCAAAACUAUGAAGAAAGGUGAACAAGCCAUUUUUACCAUACCUUCUGAGCUGGCUUAUGGGAAGACUGGAUCUUCACCGACAAUCCCUCCCAAUGCAACCCUCCAGUUUGAUGUUGAAUUAAUAUCUUGGACUAGUGUGAAGGACAUUUGCAAGGAUGGAGGCAUAACAAAGAGGAUACUGAAGGAAGGAGAGCAGUGGCAGAAUCCCAAGGAUAUGGAUGAAGUUUUUGUUAAAUAUGUGGCUUGGCUUGAGGAUGGAUCAUUGAUUUCAAAAUCCGACGGGGUGGAGUUCACUGUCAGAGACGAUGCAUUUGGAGAAAUGGGCAAGCUAGCAAGUGGUGUGGAAUGUGCUGUGCCACCCAAUGCCACACUUCAGAUUGAUCUUGAAUUGGUGUCGUGGAAAACUGUUUCAGAAAUUACUAAGGAUAAGAGGGUUUUAAAGAAAAUCAUCAAGGAAGGAGAGGGAUACGAGUGUCCAAAUGAUGGGGCAAUUGUGCAAGUAAAACUAACUGGGAUGCUGGAUGAUGGAACUGUCUUCUUAAAGAAGGGAUAUGAUGAGGAUCCAUUUGAAUUCAAAGUUGAUGAAGAACAAGUUAUUGAUGGACUUGAUAGGGCUGUCAAAACAAUGAAGAAAGGAGAAAUUGCACUUGUGACAAUUGAGCCAAAUUAUGCUUUUGGUUCAUCUGAAUCCUGUCAAGAACUAGCUGUCAUACCUGCCAAUUCUACUGUAUAUUAUGAGGUUGAGAUGGUGUCCUUCGUGAAGGUAUACGGAAGAAAGGAAUCCUGGGAAAUGUAUACAAGUGAGAAGAUAGAAGCCGCGUGUAAGAAGAAGAAGAAGGAAAUGCUCUGUUUAAAGCUGGCAAAUAUGAGAGAGCCUCAAGGAGAUAUGAGAAGUGAUGAGGAGAAGCAACAAGCAAAGUUGCUGAAACUGACCUCCUAUCUGAACAAUGCUGCUUGUAAGCUGAAACUGAAGGAUUACAAGCAGGUGGAGAAGCUCUGUACUAAGGUUUUGGAAAUUGACAGUAGGAAUGUGAAGGCACUCUACAGGAGGGCACAGGCUUAUAUCCAACUUGUUGAUUUGGAUUUGGCAGAAUUGGAUAUAAAGAAAGCCCUUGAAAUUGACCCUGAUAACAGGGAUGUGAAAUCUGAGUAUAGGAUGUUGAAGGAGAAAGUGAAGGAGUACAACAAGGAGGAGGCCCAGUUCUAUGGGAACAUGUUUGCCAAGAUGAACAAAUUAGAGCAAAUUAGAACUGCUAAUAAAGCAGCAAAGCAAGAGGCCGUAUCCAUGCCCAUAGAUAGCAAGGCCUAG